This is a messenger RNA of Anopheles nili, 2673 nucleotides long. It is a transcript of the gene Sec23, whose product is annotated as protein transport protein Sec23A. Gene Ontology annotation, biological process: endoplasmic reticulum to Golgi vesicle-mediated transport; COPII-coated vesicle cargo loading; intracellular protein transport. The record is from RefSeq and is a predicted model, not a curated record. The transcript has 2 exons. The coding region runs from base 1 to 2337 and encodes 778 amino acids. Gene Ontology annotation, cellular component: COPII vesicle coat; endoplasmic reticulum exit site. Lineage: Eukaryota; Metazoa; Arthropoda; Insecta; Diptera; Culicidae. Gene Ontology annotation, molecular function: zinc ion binding; GTPase activator activity.
AUGACGACAUAUGAGGAGUUUAUUCAACAAAACGAAGAUCGAGACGGCAUUCGCUUUACAUGGAACGUUUGGCCUUCGAGUCGUAUUGAUUCAACGCGCCUCGUCGUUCCACUGGGAUGCCUCUAUCAGCCGCUGAAAGAACGACCGGAUCUUCCCCCGAUCCUGUACGAUCCGGUCAUUUGCACUCGCACGACGUGUCGAGCGAUAUUAAACCCCCUGUGUCAGGUAGACUAUCGCGCGAAGCUUUGGGUGUGUAAUUUCUGCUUCCAGCGGAAUGCCUUCCCAGCACAGUAUGCAGCGAUAUCUGAGCAACACCAGCCGGCGGAGUUGGUGGCGGGGUACAGCACUAUCGAGUACACGAUCACUCGUGCCCCGUGCAUGCCGCCGGUUUUCCUCUUUGUUGUCGACACGUGCAUGGACGAGGAAGAGCUGACCGCACUGAAGGACUCGUUGCAAAUGUCGCUAAGUUUACUUCCUGCAAACGCGCUUGUUGGUUUGAUCACGUUCGGCAAGAUGGUGCAAGUGCACGAAUUCGGUACGGAGGGUUGUUCGAAGAGCUAUGUGUUUCGCGGCACUAAGGAUUUAUCCGCGAAGCAAAUACAGGACAUGCUCGGAAUCGGACGCGGUCCUGGACCACAGCAAGCAGGCCAACAGCAGCAGGCGAUGCGUGGUGCAACAGCACCUGUUCCGCCAGCCAAUAGAUUCUUGCAACCGCUGCACAGGUGUGACAUGGCGCUUACUGAUUUGCUCGGAGAAUUACAGCGCGAUCCUUGGCCAGUGCCCCAAGGUAAACGGUAUCUUCGCUCAACCGGAGCAGCACUCUCUAUCGCGGUAGGUUUGUUGGAAUGCACGUACCCCAAUACCGGUGGUCGCAUUUUGCUGUUCGUCGGCGGUCCCUGCUCACAAGGCCCCGGUCAAGUGGUCGAUGAUGAGCUGAAGCACCCGAUCCGCUCGCAUCACGAUAUUCAGAAGGAUAAUGCGAAGUUUAUGAAGAGAGCGAUCAAACAUUACGAGGCACUCGCCCUCCGUACCGCCACAAACGGUCACUGCAUUGAUAUUUAUUCGUGUGCCCUCGAUCAGACGGGCCUCAUGGAGAUGAAGCAAUGUUGUAACUCAACCGGUGGUCACAUGGUCAUGGGUGAUUCAUUCAACUCCUCGCUGUUUAAGCAAACGUUUCAACGCGUCUUCGCCGGUGACGAGAAGAAUGAGCUGAAGAUGGCGUUCAACGGAACACUGGAAAUUAAGUGCUCGCGUGAGUUGAAAAUUGAAGGUGGCAUUGGAUCAUGCGUUUCCUUGAACGUAAAGAAUGCCUCCGUGUCGGAUACGGAGAUAGGCAUGGGUAAUACGGUACAAUGGAAACUGUGCACCAUGAGUCCCAACACGACGAUGGCAUUCUUCUUCGAAGUCGCCAAUCAGCACGCUGCUCCGAUACCGCAGGGUGGCCGUGGUUGUCUCCAAUUCAUCACACAGUAUCAGCAUUCCAGCGGUCAGAGACGCAUUCGGGUCACAACCGUCGCACGGAGCUGGGCUGAUGCCACUGCAAACCUGCACAUGAUCAGUGCAGGCUUUGAUCAGGAGGCUGCGGCAGUCCUCAUGUCACGUAUGGUCGUGUAUCGUGCGGAAUCGGACGACGGACCGGAUACGCUUCGUUGGAUCGAUCGACAGUUGAUUCGUUUGUGUCAGAAGUUUGGCGAGUACGGCAAAGACGAUCCGAACAGUUUCCGGUUGGCGGAGAACUUUUCGCUGUUCCCACAAUUCAUGUAUCAUUUGCGUCGGUCGCAGUUCUUGCAGGUGUUCAAUAACAGUCCGGACGAAACGACUUUCUACCGUCAUAUGCUGAUGCGAGAGGAUCUUACACAAUCGCUGAUAAUGAUCCAACCCAUCCUGUACUCGUAUUCAUUUAAUGGACCCCCGGAACCGGUUCUGCUAGACACUUCGUCCAUCCAGCCCGAUCGAAUUCUGUUGAUGGACACAUUUUUCCAGAUUCUCAUCUUCCAUGGUGAGACCAUCGCGCAAUGGCGCAAAGAUAAAUACCAGGAAAUGCCCGAGUACGAAAACUUCAAGCAACUACUGCAAGCCCCUGUGGAUGAUGCACAGGAAAUUCUGCUGACUCGCUUCCCAAUGCCGCGAUACAUCGAUACCGAGCAGGGUGGAUCGCAGGCUCGGUUCCUCCUGUCGAAGGUUAACCCUUCGCAAACUCACAAUAAUAUGUAUGCAUAUGGACAGGUAAGUUCUAAAAUCAAAACCGACGGUGGAGCCCCUGUUCUUACGGAUGAUGUAUCGCUACAAGUAUUCAUGGAGCAUUUGAAAAAAUUGGCUGUUUCGUCGACAACUUAAACACCGAAUAGUCGGAUAGGCACCAUUUCCCGAUGGGUUUCAAUUGAACGAUCAAUUAAAUCCACUUUCCCAGCGUACAUCAGGGCAGGGAUAUUGUGGAAUAAAAGAGCUCCCAUUCUGUUGGCUGGACCGUGUAUAACACCGGAGAUUCAUAGUGCAGUUUCAUCAAUAGUUCAGCUUUGUGUAAUGCUAGCGGAUUUAUGAAGUUACAGUAGGACAUAAGAUAAACGCAAACAAAUUUUUGUUCGGUUGGAUAGUUACAAAUUAUAUAACACAAUAGUAUAAUAGAUCCUAUAAGAAUAUAACAUGUAUUUCUCAUAAUAAUUCAAAUUUUCG